GUCGAACAUUGCUUCCUGAUGCGAACGACGAUUUCAACGGCCUCAGAUACAACCAUCCCGAAUCACCAUGUGACGUGACCGGUCUGGAUCCUCCAUAACACCACCUCUUCACUUCCCCUCGACGCGCGAACACGUGAUUGCGCGUGGCUGAAGGGGCGCCGUAUCGCGACAGGACAGACACCCAUCGCCCGGAGUCGCGCUGUAAGCCCGGGCAUAAGGUGACUGGACCGAUGGCCACCAGGAACGGUGUCACCAAUGCGCCGGCUGCGCCUCUCUUCCAGGGGAAGCAGUUUUGGUUGUCUCACAAUAUUCCCCAGAGAAACCGCUUUAAGGAACUCAUCCAGAACAAUGGGGGCAUCAUCAGACUGCAGGAAAAGGACGCAGACAUUAAAUUGGUCGACCACCUGAAAAGGAACCUUCCUUCAGAUACAUACUCUUACAAAUUUGUCGAAGCCUCGCUGGCCAAAGGCGAGUUGCGGAACCUGGAUGACUACAGGGCCGGGCCUUCUGCACCACGCCCCGUGGGGGCUACUUAUAUUCCGACCAGAGGUCACAAAGUCCCCUACACCCUCCAAGAUGACCAAUUACUCUGGGAUUGGAUGGAACCUUUUGAAAGAGACCCGAGGGCGUCAAUCAAAGGCAAUAAAAUCUACCAGGAACUUGCGGCACAGAAUCCGAGGCACACCUACCAAUCAUAUCGGGAUCGAUAUCUGAAGAGACUUCAGGGACGCCCACGUCCAGGCGGGCCAGCAUCCUCUGUGCCUGCGCCUGCCCCCCAGGAGGAGCCCGUCACCAACCCCCCGGUCGUCAAUCCCCCUGUUCGGGCAUCGCGGCCUCAAAGUCGACAAACAUCUCCCCCUAGACCAACUGCCGACAUUCCGAAGGAAAGAAAACGAAAACGAGCUUCCGAUCAUAAUACUCAUGGAGAAGGUGUGGCGAAAGAAGUCAGCGCCCCAAACCUGAAGAGAAGAACAAUCAUAACCAACAACGAACUUCCGGACCCUUUCACCGUCCGCGUACAAACAGGAGAAGCCGCAACAACCCAGGAGAGGCCGCAGCCCAUGAAAGCAACCAACGGCCAGCAACCAAACCCUAAUGAAAACGACGCCGGAAAGCAGGGCGGUACUGACGCGCAACGUCCAGCUAAUGAAUCGCCGAAACCUUCUUCUCAGAUAGACCCAUUGUUUCGAGAGCUUCCCUUUCUACCGCUCGACGAUGAACUGGAGCCAGACCGUCCUGAGCAAGAUAUUGAUGCGUGGAUCGAUGAGCGUCUGCGGACUGGCAAGGCUCAGAAUGUGAACCAAAUAGUCGAAGCGUUAAAGUGCACCAGCAUGGAUCCAGAUGUGGCUGACAAGGUCCUCGCCUGCUUGGCAGCCGGGAAAGGCAUACCGGACGACUUGCCAGGAGUGUGGACGCCGGAGGAUGACAAGGUGGUGGAGGGAACCGAUGCCCGCGCCAUCAAGCUAGUUAUCGAGAAGCACGGCUCGGACGCAUAUAACGCCCGGUGGGAGUACCUUAGCAUGGCCAGGAAUGCCGGGCUUGUAGAUACCCAGGAAUAGAACUGUCACAAUUUGGACAUUUCGAAGACGUCUGCUAAAGUACAGGAACGCUGGAACGACUAAGAGACAAGAGAUGAAAUCCGGAAAUGUGAUUGAUACCAACAGAAGAGGAAUAAGGCGGAUGGGCUCGUGGCGCCUGAAGCUGUCGGUCUAGCCUCCUCCCCUGGCUUUCUAUCGAUUCUUCGAGAAGGCAUCGAUCGCCGUUCAGGUCGAGACCAC
Messenger RNA from Aspergillus heteromorphus CBS 117.55, 1778 nucleotides. RefSeq names its product putative transcription factor Rap1. Bases 231 to 1559 code for a protein of 442 amino acids. Gene Ontology annotation, cellular component: shelterin complex. NCBI's taxonomy places the organism in Eukaryota, Fungi, Ascomycota, Eurotiomycetes, Eurotiales, Aspergillaceae. Gene Ontology annotation, biological process: telomere maintenance via telomere lengthening; regulation of DNA-templated transcription. The record is from RefSeq and is a predicted model, not a curated record. The transcript has 4 exons. Gene Ontology annotation, molecular function: telomeric repeat DNA binding.